This is a messenger RNA of Colius striatus (speckled mousebird), 1490 nucleotides long. It is a transcript of the gene DNAJC17, whose product is annotated as DnaJ heat shock protein family (Hsp40) member C17. Gene Ontology annotation, biological process: spliceosomal complex disassembly. The coding region runs from base 96 to 1016 and encodes 306 amino acids. Gene Ontology annotation, molecular function: RNA binding. The record is from RefSeq and is a predicted model, not a curated record. The transcript is spliced from 11 exons. Gene Ontology annotation, cellular component: spliceosomal complex. NCBI's taxonomy places the organism in Eukaryota, Metazoa, Chordata, Aves, Coliiformes, Coliidae.
UCUGGGAGCUGCAGUCCGGGCGCGGGCCCGGCGCCGCGGCCGACCCCGUUUCCCGGCGAGCGGAGCGGAGCGGGGCUGGGCCGCGGAGCGCCGGGAUGGCGCUGGGACAGGACGUGCUGCAGCUGGACCUGUACGGCCUGCUGGGCCUUGGCGAGAAGGCGACGGAGAAGGAGGUGAAGAAGGCGUACAGGCAGAAGGCCCUCACCUGUCACCCCGACAAGAACCCCGACAACCCCCGAGCAGCGGAAAUCUUCCACCAGCUGUCUCAGGCCUUAGCUGUGUUGACAGAUGCAGCAGCAAGGGCGGCGUAUGACAAGGUGAGAAGGGCUAAGAAGCAAGCUGCAGAGAGGACACACAGGCUUGAUGAGAAGCGCAAGAAAGUAAAGCUUGAUCUUGAAGCCAGAGAGCGAGAAGCCCAGGCCCACGAGAGUGAGGAGGAGGAGAUCAGGAUAACGAGAUCAUUAGAACAAGAGAUAAUCCGCCUGCGUGAAGAGGGCUCCCGUCAGCUUGAGGAGCAGCAGAGGCUCGUCCGAGAGCAGAUCCGGCUGGAAAGGGAGCAGCACGCCCAAGGCAAGCAAGAAAGAAGUGGAGCAGAAGGCAAAAUAACUCCGAAGCUCAAACUAAGGUGGAAGUGCAGGAAGGAAGACGAGACGAGAGGAGGCUACUCAAAGGAUGUUCUGUUGCAGAUCCUACAAAAGUAUGGAGAUGUGCUCAACUUGCUGGUCUCAAGCAGGAAGACUGGGAGUGCAGUCGUGGAAUUUGCUACAGUCAAGGCUGCUGAAAUGGCUGUGAAGAAUGAAGUUGGCCUGGUCAAUAAUCCUCUAAAGAUUUCCUGGCUGGAGGGGCAGCCCCAGAACAACCCCAGCACUGUCCUUUCUGACAGCACUAGUCGGCCCAGGACUUCCCAGAUCCCUCAAGCAUUCCCUCUUCUGGCACUGCCCCUCGCUGUCCAGAGUGUGGCUGUUCUGAUUCAGGAUGAUGACUUGGUUGCCCAGCUUUUUGUGUCUCCUGAGUGAGAAACGCCUGAAGAACGUCGUGGACUUGAUGGAGCCUCUGCGCCAAGUAUCCAUGCCGAGGGAGGGAACUGCCGGCUCCUCUCAGUCAGCCCCAGGCAGGAUCAGCAGCCAGCCAUGCACCAGGAGCAGCCUCCUCCUUCCCCGUUCCCGGAGCUGCAAGGAAAACACAGAGGCCGGUGCUGCAGGAGGCGCAAACCUCCCGCCACGGCCCCGUGCCGAGGAGCGACCGGCCCGGCUUCGGAUGCCGAGGAGCCUCCUCCCUCAGCGGAGAAGGAGCGGCGCUGCCUGAGCUUGGGAAGCGUGCUGCAGAAGCAGGCUGGUGGGGAACAGCAGAGGCACACAGUCACCAUGAGAACGGCUGCAGAAGCAGGCUGGUGGGGAACGGCAGAGGCACACAGUCACCAUGAGAACGGCUCUAAUCUCGCCUCUAGAACAGAAGGGCACCGUGGUGCCAUGGUAACCAGCCACCCUCGU